GUCAAGCUUCUGAGGAGGAGCAGUCGUCCUGCUGUGCUUCGUGUCAAGACGUCCUCAAGGAUCCAGUCUCCACCAGCUGUGGACACUGGUUCUGCAGACAGUGCAUCACCUCAUACUGGCACCAGUCUGGUUCUUCAGGAGACUCCUCCUGUCCCCAGUGUGGACAAAGAUCCAGAACAGGAGCUGGAGCAGAUCGUGGUCUGCAGGAGGUUUCAGAUGAACAUAAGCUCAGUCUGAGGAGGAGAUGUGAACAUGUGACUGAAGGAAGUGAUGAAACAGGAAGUAGAACCCUCCUCAACAGGAUCUACACUGAGCCCUACAUCACAGAGGGACAGAGUGAAGAGGUUAAUACUCAACAUGAGGUGAGGCAGCUUGAGACGGCUUCCAAGAUGAAGAUCCUCCAGGACACUCCCAUCAAGGUCCACGACAUCUUUAAAGCCUCCACUGACCAGCAGAGCAGCAUCAGAGUCGUCCUGACCAACGGCGUCGCUGGCGUUGGAAAAACCUUCUCGGUGCAGAAGUUCACUCUGGACUGGGCAGAGGGUUUAGAGAACCAGGAUGUGGGUCUGCUGGCUGUGCUUUCGUUCAGGGAGCUGAACCUGGUGAAGGACCAGCAGCACAGUCUUCUCACGCUGCUCCAUGUUUUCCAUCCAGAGUUACAGAAGCUCACGGCAGAGACGCUCGCUGUCUGUAAACCUUUGUUCAUCUUUGACGGCCUGGAUGAAAGCAGACCUUCUCUGGACUUCACCCACAGGGAGCUUGUGUCUGAGGUCACACAGAGGUCAUCAGUCAACGUGCUGCUGACAAACCUCAUCCGGGGGAAUCUGCUUCCCUCGGCUCUCGUCUGGAUAACCUCCAGACCUGCUGCGGCCAAUCAGAUCCCUCCUGCAUGUGUUGACAGGGUCACAGAAGUCCGAGGCUUCACUGAGGCCCAGAAGGAGGAGUACUUCAGGAGGAGAUUCAGUGAUGAAGAGCUGUGCAGCAGAAUCAUCUCACACAUCAAGACCUCCAGGAGCCUCCACAUCAUGUGUCAAAUCCCAGUCUUCUGCUGGAUCAGUGCUACAGUUCUGGAGCACAUGUUGACCACAGACCAGAGAGGAGAGCUGCCCAAGACCCUGACUGACCUGUACUCACACUUCCUGCUGGUUCAGACAAAGAGGAAGAACAACAAGUACGGUGAGGGACAUGAGACGACUCCACAGCAGCUGACGGAGGCUGACAGGGACGUUCUCCUGAAGCUGGGGAGGCUGGCACUUAAACAUCUGGAGGAAGGAAACAUCAUGUUCUACCAAGAAGACCUGGAGCGGUGUGGUCUUAAUGUCACAGAGGCCUCGGUGUACUCAGGAGUUUGUACUGAGAUCUUCAGAAGAGAGUUUGUGAUAUUCCAGAAAUCAGUCUACUGCUUUGUUCAUCUGAGCGUUCAGGAGUUUCAGGCUGCAGUCUACAUGUUCCACUAUAUUUUCUUUAAUUACAGACUCCGUGGUUGUUUUGAACUCUCAGAGACUCACUGUGAAGUCGUGGCCUCAGCUCUGAAGUCAGACCCCUCACAUCUGAGAGAACUGGAUCUGAGUGGAAGCCACCUGCAGGAUUCAGUAGUGAAGCUGCUGUGUUCUGGACUGGAGAGUCCAAACUGUCGACUGGAGACUCUGAGGUUGUGGAACUGCAGUCUGUCAGAGAUCAGCUGUUCUUCUCUGGCUUCAGCUCUGAGGUCAAACCCCUCUCAUCUAAGAGAACUGGAUCUGAGGUUCAACAACCUGCAGGAGUCAACAGUGAAGGAGCAUUUUGAUCUAAAGCAGAGUCCAACCUGUCGACUGGAGACUCUGAGGUGGGAGUGAUCUUUGUGGAUCCAGAGGCUGAAGCAGCAGCAGCUUGUGUGUAGUCUCCAAUCUACACAACCCCUAAUCUGCAUGUGUUUGUGAGAUGAAGCUGGAGCAGCUGGAGAAAACACGGGGAGAACAUGCAGACUCCACACAGGAAGAAGCCAUCUGGAUCAGACUCAAACCUGUCGAGAAGGCUGGGAUAUGUGAUUUUGUAAUAUAUGAUGAUGAUGGCUUUACCUGGGCCAUAUGAUUUGCCCUGUUGUAUUUCGAAGGAUUUGUAUUUUCCUUUUAGGGCUGUCUCAGGGACUAGUUUUAAUUAUUUCUAUAAAUGAUACAUUGUGAUAUUAACCAGCUAAAGAUGUAACAUCCUUUUUCCUGACGCUGUUGGUGAGUUAAAUAGAGAAAUACUGUCCUCACCUGGUGACAUUGUGGUAUUGCAUGGUACCACGUUUCCCAUGGCAGUGGCAG
Pleuronectes platessa (European plaice) is the source of this 2288-nucleotide messenger RNA. RefSeq names its product protein NLRC3. The transcript is spliced from 5 exons. Gene Ontology annotation, molecular function: protein binding. NCBI's taxonomy places the organism in Eukaryota, Metazoa, Chordata, Actinopteri, Pleuronectiformes, Pleuronectidae. Bases 390 to 1835 code for a protein of 481 amino acids. The record is from RefSeq and is a predicted model, not a curated record.